UUACACAACUAAAAGUUACACUGGGAACGGUUUGCAGGAAGCGGAAGUGGUACUACCCAGAACAACCGAAGAGCGAGGCAGAGGACGAGGAUCCAAAUUGUGACUUUUUAAACGAUUAAAGCAAGUGUAAACGCCAUUCAAAACUCUGAAAAUGGACAAGACUGACCUGGUGCAGAAAGCCAAGCUCGCUGAGCAAGCAGAGCGCUAUGAUGACAUGGCAGCAGCAAUGAAGGCUGUUACUGAGGGAGGUGAGGAGCUUUCCAAUGAAGAACGCAACCUGCUCUCUGUGGCAUACAAGAACGUAGUGGGUGCCCGGCGCUCCUCCUGGCGUGUUAUUUCUAGCAUCGAACAGAAAACCGAGGGAAACGAGAAGAAACAGCAGAUGGCACGCGAGUACCGUGAAAAGAUUGAGACUGAACUGCAGGACAUCUGCAAUGAUGUGCUGGAUCUUCUGGAGAAGUAUCUCAUUGCACACUCUACUCUGGCAGAGAGCAAGGUGUUUUACCUGAAAAUGAAAGGCGAUUAUUAUAGAUACUUAUCUGAGGUUGCAUCUGAAUCAAACAAGAGCACCACAGUUGAGAACUCUCAGAAAUCUUACCAGGAUGCCUUUGAGAUAAGUAAGAAUGAAAUGCAGCCCACACACCCCAUACGGUUGGGUCUUGCCCUCAACUUCUCCGUUUUCUACUAUGAGAUCCUCAACUCUCCUGAUAAGGCCUGCCAACUCGCCAAGACGGCUUUUGAUGAAGCCAUUGCUGAGCUUGACACUUUAAAUGAGGACUCCUACAAAGACAGCACCUUGAUCAUGCAGCUUCUAAGGGACAACCUCACUCUUUGGACAUCAGAAAAUCAGGCCGACGAAGCAGACGCAGGCGAGGGCGAGAACUAGGGAAGCCGCACUGAUCUCCAAGCACUCACACACAUCCAUCUUAAAUACACAAAAGGCUUCCAACCUUCCCACCUCAUUUCACCCUACAUCAUCCACCCCUCUCCAUUCAGUUCCCAGCCCCAUUCUCGUAUACAUCUGUAUGAUGAUCAGCAUUAGCUGUACUCACAGGAAGACACUCAGUGAUGCCCCUUAUGCAGUCACCAGUGGCUGGGAGAGGGAUGGGGGAUGCUCACAGGGUGGCAUGCUGACGUUAUAGCAGGUCCAGUAAUUUUGUUUGUGAGUUUAACAUGUACUGAUUAUCUAAACCCUAUCCUUGUGUGUGUUCGUGUGAAUGUACGAGUGAGUGUGCUGCUAAUGGAGAGAAACUGAGUUGGAAUAAUGACUGUGUGAAUGCGAGAGAAUGAGUGUAUUAAGGAUCGGGGGUUUGUGAACUCUAAUUGUCCUUGCUGAUUAUUCCCUUUUUUCCACUUUAGCUGGUUGUGCAUUUUUUUUUAUUUUAUUUUUUACUAUCAUUUUUUUUUUUAUUAUUAUUUUUUUUAGUAUAAUUCAUCAAUAUUUACAGGUUUUAUUGUAUGGUUAUUAAACUGGCAGUUUAUUUUCACCAAACACUGAGUGAGUGUGAGUUCUCUGCUUAUUUGGUUUAUUUGUUUGGUGUUUUAUACUUUAGUAUUUUUUUUUUUUUUUUUUUUUUUGAUGAAUGUCAUGUUCUUACUCAUGAGCAGUAAUCAUUUUAAACUGAAAUUGGGGUAAAUUAGGGAAUUUUAAAUUUUUUAUUUCAAUGUUAGUCUCAUCAUGAAUGAGAAAAUCUAGCUUUUUAAGUUCUCUCUAGCAAACAAAGCCCUGAAUUAUAUAAAGUGUACUUGUUUUAACAUGUUCAAAAACCAAUGGCUGUUUUACAUAUUGAACAUAAAAUACCAUAAAUAAAACCACCAAAAAUAUUUUCAAAGAAUUUAUUGCAGUGGACAAAAUGGGGGGAAAUCCCAAUUAAAUGUAUAAACCAAGCCAUUAUUAAAUGCUUUAAUGCUGCUUCUGUGGCUUUUUAGAUAUAUUUACAUUUAAGCAAAAUAUUGAGAUUCAUCUUAUAAUUCCAUGUGACCAGUCACUGAGCACAGAAGUGAAGAGGCUGAUACAGAAUUGAAGAGGCCGAAAUCCAGAUGAUCAGCUGCUGUAUUCUGCAAGAUAAUGAAAGCCAUCAUCAGCACUUCUAAUGAGUAUAAAUAAAUGAAAACAAAUGUGAUGAA
Molecule: messenger RNA, 2127 nt
Organism: Myxocyprinus asiaticus (Chinese sucker)
Lineage: Eukaryota; Metazoa; Chordata; Actinopteri; Cypriniformes; Catostomidae
Product: 14-3-3 protein beta/alpha-A-like
Exons: 6
Coding region: 152-886 (244 amino acids)
Biological process (GO): signal transduction
Cellular component (GO): cytoplasm
Source: RefSeq, a predicted model, not a curated record